Molecule: messenger RNA, 354 nt
Organism: Macadamia integrifolia
Lineage: Eukaryota; Viridiplantae; Streptophyta; Magnoliopsida; Proteales; Proteaceae
Product: probable LRR receptor-like serine/threonine-protein kinase At3g47570
Exons: 1
Coding region: 1-354 (117 amino acids)
Source: RefSeq, a predicted model, not a curated record
AUGGGCCGAGUCAUUUUACUGGAGAUGUUUACAGGCAAAAGUCCCACUGAUGACAUGUUUAAAGAUGGUCGAAGUCUCUAUGAAUUUGUUGCAACAACAUGGCCUGAACGAGUGAUGGAGAUUAUAGAUCCUCUAUUAUUUUUGGAAGAAGAAGAGAUCAGAAAUGACAAAGAUAAAUCACCAAUUGUCCAUGAAGGGAGCACAAGCGGCACUAAUCUUGAAGAAAAAAUCAAAGAAAGCUUGGUUCUAAUAAUUGAAAUCGGCCUCUUAUGUUCUACCCCAUCACUGAAAACUCGAAUGAAUAUGAAGGAUGUUGGAAACAAAUUGCUUGUUGUUAGAGAUUCAAUUCUUUGA